This is a messenger RNA of Corylus avellana, 963 nucleotides long. The record is from RefSeq and is a predicted model, not a curated record. NCBI's taxonomy places the organism in Eukaryota, Viridiplantae, Streptophyta, Magnoliopsida, Fagales, Betulaceae.
AUGAGCAAACAGGUUGUCUUCUCCCUCUCACUUCUACUUGCAUUUAUCUUCCAUUGGAGCACAAGUUUAGCCCAGGCCCCCGACAUUAUCGAAAUCCUCGAAAAGCCGGGCCGGUUCACGGUGCUAGUCCGCCUCCUAAAGAACACCGGAGUGGCAAACCAACUCAACGGGGAGCUCCAGAAAUCAAACACUGGAUAUACCCUUUUCGCCCCAACCGACAAGGCAUUUUCGGACCUCCGAUCGGGCGCUAUAAAUUCUCUGAGCGACCUACAAAAGGUUCAGCUCCUUCAGUUCCAUAUCCUAGCCACUUUUGUUAGCCUGCCCAACUUCCAAACUUUGAGCAAUCCGGUGCCGACCCAGGCCGGCGACACCAGCGCGGGUGAGUUCCCGCUAAAUGUGACAUCUGCCGGAAAGGAUGUGGGGCUCGCGACUGGCGUUGUCAAUGCCACUAUAGGAAGUACAGUGUAUACGGAUGAUGAGCUGGCCGUUUACCAAGUGGACAAAGUGCUUCUUCCUCUUGAUAUUUUCCGUAAUUAUAAGCCGCCGGAACCGGUGUCGGAGAGCCCUCCGGUGGCUGCUAAAGUGCACGAGUCUAGUGCCUUGAGCCUCACCGGGCAUGGAAUGUGGUUUUCCAUUGGAAUUGCUGCGAGUGUUGCUGCAUUUUCUUUGUGACAAAGGAUCUCGAAGACAUAUGGUUUGGUGGGAUCUAAUUUUCUUCUUUAUGGUUUUGCUGAGUUGGAUUGAGCGGUCGUGAUCGACUCUGAGUGCUUCUUCUUUUUUCAUGCUCCAUUUUCCGUCACCCCAGUUUGAACUUUUUUUUUUUUUUUUUCAAAUACUUUCCCCCAUCAUUUCAGAUUUCGAGUCCUGCUCUCUCCUUGUUUGGCGAUAAUUGCCUCAAGCUGUCAAAAGUGACCACAAGAUCUGUGCUUAAUCAAAUUAUCAUUUUGGGAAAUCUUUAAUCUU